This is a messenger RNA of Uranotaenia lowii, 1038 nucleotides long. Its product is annotated as putative nuclease HARBI1. Lineage: Eukaryota; Metazoa; Arthropoda; Insecta; Diptera; Culicidae. The transcript has 2 exons. The record is from RefSeq and is a predicted model, not a curated record. Bases 1 to 1038 code for a protein of 345 amino acids.
AUGAAUCGCAUGAUUUUCUUUCCCCUUCCCUUAACUGCUGAUUUUGAAGAUUUGGAUUAUCGCGAGAGUAAAGUGUACCAUCCAAAACGUACUGGCCACGAUAAGAACUUCAAAAGCUUGUACCGGUUCUCACGUAGAAACGUUAAUUUUUUGGCAAAUACUUUUUUGAACGAAUACAAUGAAAAGCGAGGUGGUGCACUGGAUAAUAUACAUAAAAUGAAAUGUUUACUUCGUUAUUUAGGAGAUCCCGGAUUCCAGGUUGGCGUUGGUGAGGAUUUAGGCAUUCACCAAUCUACUGUUUGCAAAACUAUUUGGAGUGUUGCUAAGAAAGUAGCAUCUAAGGCUUCCGAUUGGAUUAAAUUUCCUCAGAAUUAUGAAGAUUUCGAACAAGAAAAGAAAAUUUGGCAUCAAAAGUACAAAUUUCCAUCCGCAAUAGGAGCUAUUGACUGCACGCACGUUGCCAUAAAAAGACCACACAUUUUUCACGAAGAAUAUGUGAACAGAAAAGGUGUUACAACUUUUAACGUACAAGCAACGUGCAACGGAGCUGAAUUGUUCACCAGCGUUGAUUGCCGGUGGGUUGGCUCAGUUCACGAUGCGAGGAUUUGGCGCAAUUCGGGAAUUCGAAACCUUGUUGCAGAAAAUCUUUCAGGUGCAAUUCUCCUAGGGGACGAAGCUUAUCCUUUAACACCAUGGCUAAUGACACCCUUCAAAAAAGCAGAAACAGUUAGACAAAAAGCAUAUAAUAAGUUGCACUCGCAGGAACGUGUGAUUAUUGAAAGACUUUUCGGGCAGGUUAAACAAAGGUUUCCAAUCCUUCAAUCAAAAAUACGUUUAUCCACGGAUAAGAUACCUACUGUGAUAAUAGCAUGCUUCGUCUUACACAACGUAGCAAAAUUUCUGAACGAUGAUGACUUCGCUGAGGAUCUUGAUAAUAUUCCUGAUAUUUUAACUAACACGGGACAAGACACUGAAAAUUUAAAUAUUAUAGAGCGGGGUAAACGUCGACGAGACGUUAUAUCAUCCUAUUUAAGCUAA